UUGUUUAAGGAAAAUCAUAAUUCUUCAUGGUAUCAGAGCCAUAAUUUUCAAAACCCUAACCCUACUUCUCUCCCUCUCUCUCGGCGUGCUCUCCUCCUCCAGCCGCACAGCCGCCGCCACCUUUCUCCCUCGGUGGUCUGUCCUCGGCAAACACACAACCCCAACGUCGGCGAACCCCCCUUCCUCCCUCGACAUGGCUUGCUCCGACAAAAAUACAGAAAAUUCAACCUCCUCCUCCUCCAAUCCCCCUCAUCUAGCUUUCACCACGAUCUCCAACGUCAAGCUUCAUGUCCCGAUCCAGCUGAGCUUCUCUCAGCCCAAUUACAAAAAGUGGAGCCGGCUUUUUCUUCUCCUAGUGCGCCGGUUUACACUCCACAGUUUUCUCUCGGGUUCUUCGUCUCCCUCCUCUACCGAUGAUCAUGAAUGGUACCAGCUUGACGCCCUGCUCCAAGGGUGGAUUCUCUCUACUAUUUCUGACGAAGUCUCAGAUCUGGUCAUCUCCACCACCUCCACUGCAGCUGAAUUAUGGUGGGUUAUUCAUGCACUUUUUCAUGAUAACAAGCAUGCUCAGGCGAUGCAACUCGAGCACCAGUUCCGAACCACUGUCAAAGGUACGAUGACCAUGGCUACGUACUGUCAAACCCUGCGGAACAUUGCCGAUUGGUUGGAUGACGUCGAUGCCCCGGUCUCUGAGUCUCAACUCGUGCUUCAAAUGCUUCGGGGGCUACCCGAAGAUCUCCAGGCUCAGACAUCAUUCCUUCAAUUCCAACAACCGCUGCCCAAAUUUCUUCAGACUCGAUCCGCCCUCCUGCUCCUAGAUCGGAAACGGAAAAACAUCGCGGACGACGCCGGGACGGCCCUCCUGGCCGACCGAACCAGGGGCCCACAUUAUGGCACCAGCAGUGGCGGCUUCGGGCGUGGCAGUGGAGGGCCUGGCAGCGGGCCCAGUAGCGGCAGUGGCGGCCGCGGACAGUAGGGGCGCAACUCCGGUCGUGGUGGAGGCGGCCGUGGACGUGGAUGAGGAAGAAACUCUGGCUUGCAAC
Messenger RNA from Cuscuta campestris, 1043 nucleotides. NCBI's taxonomy places the organism in Eukaryota, Viridiplantae, Streptophyta, Magnoliopsida, Solanales, Convolvulaceae. The record is from the annotation of a GenBank genome assembly.